UUGGCUGAGAUUUGAGAGUUGUGCGGAAAAGAACUAAUGAAGUCUAGAAAACUUGAAUCAAAGUAGCGAUUUGAGCAAUGAUGAGUGGAAGUGUCGUCGACAACGCCGUGUCAUCAAGUAACACUUCUGUUGCGAUACCGAGAGACACCAGUGGACAAAUAUUAAAUCUCGAUGAAGACGAUGACUUAGAAGUUUUCAGCAAGGAUAUGAUCUACACAGAUGGUAGCUCAUUAAGUGCUUCCAUGCAGACGUCCCCUGGUUCAAUGGUCAACCAGUACAAGUUUGAAGAAGAAGAGGAAGAUGCUGAUGCCAAAGAUAUUUUUGUCACAGUUGAUAACCCAGAGAGUCACGUGACGGCCAUUGAGACACACAUAACUUACCGGGUUGUGACCAAGACCACUCGGAGUGAGUUUGACUCAAGCGAGUUUGAGGUCCGAAGGCGAUACCAGGACUUCCUCUGGUUAAGGGGACGCCUGGAAGAGGCUCAUCCCACGCUCAUUGUUCAUCCGCUGCCAGAGAAGUUUGUGAUGAAAGGGAUGGUGGAGAGGUUUAAUGAAGAUUUCAUCGAGACGCGGAGGAGAGCGCUGCACAGGUUUCUGAACAAAAUAGCAGGACAUCCAAUAUUUUCCAGCACAGAGGACUUUAAGAUCUUUCUCACAGCAGAAGCUGGGGAGUUGACCUCUCACAAGAAACAGGGUCCCGGGUUUCUGAGCAGAGUGGGUGAGACUGUGAGAGCGGUUGCCGCAGCAGUCAGAGGGGUCAGAAAUCGGCCUGCGGAAUUCACAGUGAUGCAGGAGUACGUGGAGGCAUUCAGUGAGAAGAUGAGCUCGCUUGACAAAGUUACACAAAGAAUCGCCAGAGAGCAGAAAGAGCACCUGCAGGAGCUGAAGGAAUGUGGGCCCACAUACAUGCUGUGGUCAAACUCAGAGGAGGAGUUGGCAGAGCCCCUGAAAAGCAUGGCAGGCUGUCUAGACAGAUGCUGUAAGGAGACAGAGGAACAGGUCAAACAGCUUAAUGAUAACCUGAUACCAGCCCUCCAUGAAUAUGUACUCUGUACUGAAAUUCUCAAGGCGGUGCUCAGGAGGCGAGACAACAUGCAGGCAGAGUGUGAGGCAAAGACCGAAGCUCUUGCCACAAAGAAGGCUGACAGAGAAGUGGAAUCUAAGGUGCUGAGUUUAGCAUGGGACAACUUUGUGGGACGAUCCUCUGAGGAGGUCAAACAACAGAAACGGCAGAAACUUGAAGGGGAGAUUAAGGAGAUGCAAGAUGAGCUAGAUAAGAUGGAAGACCGGCUGGAGUGGGCAAAUAACGCAUUAAAGAGCGAUUGGACCCGCUGGCAGAAAGUCAUGAGAACUGAUCUACGAUCAGCCUUCAUCAACACAGCAGAGAGGAAUGUGAACUACUAUGAAAAGUGUUUGGCUGUUUGGGAGUCUUUCUUGUUUUCUCAAAGGGCAGAGGGGGAAGAAAGUGGACGGAUUGACUCUUCCUAAUCAACCACAGUGCCUUUAGCCGAACAAAGGUCCACCAAAGAGAGGUUUCUUGUCCUACGAACACAAUAAACUUCAAAUUUAAAAACCAAGACAGUCAAAGAGAGACACUGGCCACAUACAAACUUCACCAGAUGACCAAGAAAUAUCUAUUAUGGAAACAUAAUUUACUUUCAUCACUACAUUUGCCACAAAGUCCAUCUUUUGAUAAUGGGUAUAUUGCCAAAUAUUUUAUAUAGAGACAUAUUUUCAUUUUGUUUAAAACAUGAGUUUGGGAUUCAGAGAAUGAAUGCAAAAGACUGUUGCAUCACCUGACUUUUAUAGUUGUCAUGGUUCCACUGAGGAUUUUGAUCUAUAUUGUUUUUUUUCCAUAUAUACUGCUCUCUUGCAGAUCAAUGCAAAAGUUGUUUACUUUUUAUCAGAGCUGCCUCACUUGAAAAAAAAAAAAUACAUUCAUAAAUAUAAAUGUAUCAUGAAUGGAUGCAUUUCUUGCAUUGAAUUUGGGAUACUGAAGUUUCAUGAUUCCUAAAAUGUCCUAUGUUUAAGGAGAUGCUGACAUUCCAAAAUUGUUUACAUGUUAUUAAAAUGUAUAAAUCAUGCAACAA
Messenger RNA from Xyrauchen texanus (razorback sucker), 2092 nucleotides. Its product is annotated as sorting nexin-7-like. The record is from RefSeq and is a predicted model, not a curated record. Gene Ontology annotation, molecular function: phosphatidylinositol binding. Bases 78 to 1490 code for a protein of 470 amino acids. The transcript has 10 exons. Lineage: Eukaryota; Metazoa; Chordata; Actinopteri; Cypriniformes; Catostomidae.